CCAAGACUUCUCACGAAGGAACAAGAAACUUCCUUCGAGUUUACAACAAGGGAACAAACUCCCUUAAAGUGUAUGAAAACACUUAAACACUCAGGAAUGAAACUCUCACAAAGAGUAGAUAUGAGUUUUUUUAAGGUGUCACCUUGGAAAAAGGUUCUACGUUUUGGAAAGAUAGGAAAAUUGAGUCCUCGUUUCAUUGGGCCAUAUCCCAUCACUACGAAGGUUGGCCCCGUAGCUUAUCAGUUAGAGCUACUACCUGAGCUGAACAAGAUUCACAACGGGUUCCAUGUGUCUAUGCUCCGACGUUACCGAUCAGAUCCGACUCAUCAGUUACCUAAAGGCGCAGUGACUCUGGACGAGAACUUGACCUAUGAGGAGGAGCUGGUGCAGAUUUUAGCACGAGAAGUGAAAGAGUUAAGGAAUAAGCGGGUGCCUCUAGUCAAAGUCUUCCAGCAGCAGCGCCGCCGAGCUCCGCUGACGCCGCCCUCGCCGAACGCCCUAGCCGGCGUCGCCGUUCUCCCUUCCCCGUCGCACGGUAGAUUCGGCCGCAACAGGGAGUGCAGCGGCGAGCUUCUCUCAUUCGAUUUGGUUCCUAAUUCUUCAAUAAUUCGAGAUUGGAUUGGGAUUGUGUUGGGGGCUGUUUUCCGGCGAUUCGACGGAGGCUGCCCGGUGGUGGCUACGGCCGGCGUACGGGCAGUUUCCGGCGGGUCCGAUUUGGACCCAACUGGUCUAAUUCUUACUGAUGAUGAGAUUCAAAGCCAUAUUCUAUGUGAUCUCGAAGACUUGCUGAGGAGUCGUGGUAAGAGCCUUCGCGAUUACCCAAAUAUGCCUCAAGCGAACCUCCAGAGAAUUUGGACUUCAGCCAAUCGAUUGAUUUUUGAUGAAAUGCAAUACGAUCGAAUAGCAUUGACAAUCGAGCACACCAGACUAUUGCGUUCACUGAACGAUGAACAACGUCUAGCCAAAUGGAUUGAGAGUAUUGGUGACGGGAACGCAGGUGAUGAACAUGACGGCUAUGCUGAGGUGAUAAUUCCUGAUGACAUGUUACUUCCGUCUUCUGAAGAUCCAAUAGCCACUAUAGUGAAUUCAACUUAUCCAGACUUUCAAAAAAUAGCCAAUGAACUUAGCUACUUACAGGAGCGCGCAAUUUUGGCUCUUUCUGUAACACCCCAACCCGCAUGACCCAAACCCGUGAGACAGCGGACCGCGGACCGGUGUGCCACUAAAUUGGUAUUCGAAUUUGCGACAUUUUCAAAACAAUUUUAAACAAACGUUCUUUCAAUACAUAUGAAAAUCCAUCGGAGUAAUUUAAAAUAAUGCGGAAGCCUUUUUAAAGUCAAACAACUUGGGAUCUUGCCCGAAAACGUAAUAAGCAUUAAAGUUAAUUAAAUAAAGCAUAAUCAACAGAUUAAAGAGACAGCCACGCCAUCGUACAUCUCCUCCUCAAUGCCCUCUGGGAUCGGCUCUAGGUUCAUCUGUCUGAUCACCUACGGACAGCAAAAGAAAACAACGCUAUCCGCUCAGCAUUGACGCUGAGUGGUACUCCAUUGUAGCACAAGAAUAAACAUAAUAAUUCAACAAUUAAGAUCGUGCAUAAGUUUAUCCUUUUAAUAAAAAUCAAUUCAACUUAACAUUCGGUUCUUUAGACGGUUGACCAAUAGUCAACUUAUUUUCUUUCU
Messenger RNA from Cuscuta campestris, 1679 nucleotides. The record is from the annotation of a GenBank genome assembly. Lineage: Eukaryota; Viridiplantae; Streptophyta; Magnoliopsida; Solanales; Convolvulaceae.